Pelobates cultripes (western spadefoot toad) is the source of this 166-nucleotide messenger RNA. The record is from the annotation of a GenBank genome assembly. Lineage: Eukaryota; Metazoa; Chordata; Amphibia; Anura; Pelobatidae.
AUGAGCUACAUGAUUUCUGGCUCUGUAUGCGCCAUGUUACAGAGCCAGACCCCAGCGGUGAAGAAAAACCACGAUGUCCGACCACCAAGGGAGGAGGAGGGGGCGCGAGUCAGCGCACCCUCCUCUAGUUGGUCGGACGCACACGGUCCUUGGAAUCAGCCGCGCG